Messenger RNA from Phragmites australis (common reed), 4175 nucleotides. RefSeq lists its product as uncharacterized. The transcript is spliced from 6 exons. Gene Ontology annotation, biological process: nuclear-transcribed mRNA catabolic process, nonsense-mediated decay. The coding region runs from base 53 to 3544 and encodes 1163 amino acids. Lineage: Eukaryota; Viridiplantae; Streptophyta; Magnoliopsida; Poales; Poaceae. The record is from RefSeq and is a predicted model, not a curated record.
CGAAACCACCUCCUAGAGAAAGUCUACAAGGACGACCUCCUCGCCGCCGGCGAUGGAGCCACCGCCUCAGGCGACCCCCUCGCCCGCCGUCCGAGUCCUCUCCCGCGCUCUUCCUCCCAAAUCCCCCUCUCCUGCGCCCGCCACCGGCCCCGGCGCCGGCGCGGCGACGCCCUCCAAUGACGGCGUCGUCACCGUCGGUUUCGUGGGCGGCGCGGGGAGCGCCCGCCUCGCCGACCGGAUCCUCGACGCCCACGUGUUCUCCCCCGGCGGCUCGGCGAGGAUCCUCGCCGGGAGUGUCAGGUACCACCGCGACAGGGAGAAGAGGAUGGUGUUCCUGCACCUCACGCCGCCGCUCACGCCGCUGGAGGCGGAAGGAGGUAGCGUCGGCGGCGACCUCCCGGAGAUGCUCUUCAUGUUCUCCGUCUGCAACAUAAUAAUAUUUCUCCAAGAAGGCUUCAGAUUCGACACGCAAACCUUGAAGAAAUUUCGACUGCUGCAAUCUUCAAAGCAUGCUUUUGCACCAUUUGUGAGGUCAUUGGUAGCACCUGCAAUGCCUCCCAAAGCUGUUCCCUCUGACAGCCCAACACGAGCAACCCGCAGGGCUUCUUCCAUCUCCCCUCCAGCGCGUCGUGGAGGUCACUCUGGUCGCCAGUCCUCGGCUAUCUCACUUAUGUCAGGAACUGGUUCACAUCCUUCUGUGUUGCCAGGACAAUGCGUUCCUGUUUUGCUCUUUGUCUUCGAGGAUGAUGUAGUUGAUGUUUCAAGUGCUGCGACAAGUUCAGAUGAUACGGUCGAUGCAUCUUCAUCAAAUCAGGCUUCUAGCACUGAUGGCUUGUCAAAACAGAGCUUAGCUACAAAAGGUUCUGGUUCAGUGGUUAUGCUUGCCCGGGCAGCAAACAAAUCCGAGGGUGUUUCAGGCAAAAAGCUGCACUCCUCUUUAGAGGGACAGAUUCGUAUCUUGCUUAAGAAGUGUAGGGUACUUGCUGGCAUGGAGCCAGGGCAUAUUGGUCCAAGGGGUGUCAGUAAUGUGAGUCAUCAUGUUCCUCUGUUCUCACUUGAUACCUCAAAGGCUGUCGCACUGUUGAAUCGGUCUAUUAACAAGAAACGGGAGCCAUUGGAUAUCAUUGCAGGAUUAUUUGAAGAUUCUUUGAACUCCAAAUCAUCAUUGGAUAUUCUUUCACUGGAAAACAACUGCCACCCAACAAACCAUGACGAUGUUCAGUUAAUCAAGGAUUUUAUAUUUCGGCAGUCUGAUGCCCUGAGAGGGAGAGGAGGAUAUUCUAGCAAUGCAACUGCUGGGUCUGUUGCUGGUGUCGGCAUGGUAGCUGCUGCUGCAGCAGCAGCAGCAGCGUCAGCAGCAUCUGGGAAGCCAGUUAACACUCCUGAUUUGCCUAGUUUUGAUAAAUGGUUGUCCAUAAGUACUUCUAUUCUAGCUGCAAUGCUUAGUGAAAGAAAUGUGCUGAGUGGUCAGUCUGAAAGCAAGACUCAUACAAGUCCAAGUGAGAAGAAUGAUCAACUUCUUGCUGCAGGAUCUAAUGCUAUUGAGAUUGCUUUAUCUUGCUUGGAAAGCAGCAAGGGGCUAAACAUGAAAUUUUCUUCAUCAUGGUGCCAAAGGGUGCUUCCGGCUGCUAAAGAGGUGUAUUUGAAAGGUUUACCUGCCUUUUACCCAACCAGCAUGCAUGGAAUGCAGCUACAAAAGGCAUUGCAAUCCUUUCACUCGAUGGUUAAAGGACCAGCUGUCCAGGUAUUCUCAAAGAAGCUGGAAGAUGAGUGCCGGACAAUCUGGGAAUCUGGAAGGCAGCAGUGCGAUGCUGUCAGUCUUACUGGCAGACCAUGCAAGCACCGGAGGCAUGCUGAUUUCUCUUCAUCAGCUGCAGUGGAGCAGCAUUCUAGUGGAUAUGUCUUCCUCCAUGCGUGUGCCUGUGGCCGGUCACGUCACCUUAGAGACGAUCCUUUUGACUUUCAGGCAGCCAACAUAUCUUUCAGUUGUUUCUCUAAUUGUGAAGAUCUACUGCCUACCCUUGUGCUUCCGAGAGGAAGCAAUACUGGUUCAUUUUCAGAAUCCUCUUGGCGUUUGGUGCGACUUGGAGGAGCAAGAUAUUACAAGCCAACAAAAGGUUUGCUCCAAAGUGGUUUUAGCUCCAGAGAGAAGUAUCUUUUAAGGUGGACGAUAUCUGUUGGUAAGGGUCAAGUUAAAAAUGGCAUCUGUUCUAAUACUAUAAGUUCAUCCACAAGAUCUAAUAUGGACCCUCAGACUCCCCCAGUAGUUGCUAAUGAAGUAAAGUCUGCCGCAAGCCAAGGCGCGCCACAAAUUAAAUCCUCAAAGCUUGAAAAUUCUAGAAAACCACCUGAAAUGGAUCCAAUGAACAACUCAGGUAUUAGUUUCGGCAAAGGUCUUCCAAAUUUUACUAUGAAGAAGCCGUUUGCUGAAGUUGUUGCUGGGACCACAACCAAAGAUUCCGAGUUUCCUGCUCUUCAGCAGACAAGACCACCGAAACCUGGUGGUCGAAAGGAUGAGCGGCAUAUAAGUAUAGCAGACCAGACUAAUGGCCGAGGUCAUGCAGCCUUCAGUCAAGGGCCUCUAGCUGAAAGUGAACCUGAGAAAGUGAGCAGAAACAGGAGUAGUGAAAAUGCUGAUGGGAAGCCCCUUUUACAGAUAGGGAGUAAUAUAGUACCAAUGAUUGUUGGAAACGAAACUAGAGGAACUAAUCAACCCAUUCAGCAGUUUGUUGUGUAUGUUGGAUUUGAGCAUGAGUGUUCCUAUGGGCAUCGUUUUUUACUGUCAGAGAAACAUCUGAAGGAGAUUGAUUCAUCAUGUUCGCAGUAUCAAAGACCUUUUCUUAAGAAAGAAGCAGAAAGCAAGCAUGCACAAAAGUUGCUCCAAAAUGCAUCUGGUUUAACAGCAACUAUAGUGGAUGUAAACAAUGGAAGGAAAAACAGUAAGCCAUUGGAGUCAUCAGGGAGAAACAGCCAGCAACAACCGGUGCAGCUCAGGCUUGAUUCAGAGAUCUCGCAGCCUUCUCCUUGGCUUUCAGAUCCACAUAAUGAUAAAAAGGUAGAGCAUUCUUUUCGAUGUAUUACAAUUGAUGACGGUGGAGAAGCAUUUUCACUCAUGAACAGAAACUUGCCAAUAUAUAUGCACUGCCCACAUUGCAAGAGCUCAGAAAGGAAGGGACAUCAAGAUGUAAAGUUUGCUGGUGCCGUGUCACAACUUCAACGGAUUUUUAUUGUGACACCUGAUUUCCCUGUCCUGUUGGCAAGCUGCCCAAUUAUACAGUUUGAGGGGUCAUGUUUACCAUCAAAUGUCGCUGAUCAUGAACGACAAGGAUUAUUCAGUAUUGGAUAUCGAGUUAUCCUCCCACCUGAGAGCUUUCUUACCAUGAGGCUUCCAUUUGUCUAUGGUGUUGAGACAAGAGAGGGGAGUAUAUUUCCCCUCAAACACUUUGAGCAACAACCAGAGCUCACAGCAUGGCUCGUUGGAGGCACAGCUUUGCAAAUUGUAUCAGUAGGGAAUAUCACUGAGAAAGAGACCAAUACUGUGUGAGGAAAAAAUGGGAUCUAAAUCUUUGUCGGUUCAAGUGUAUUAUAUUCACAUUCAGACAUUCAGUGAUGUGCUUUCGGGUGGUUACAUUCCUGACUGAGGUUUUGCUUCUACACCCAGACUUAUGCUGCCAAGCUGCUGAUAUAACUUUAGUUUCCUUUCACUGUGCUUCAUGCUUUGGGAAAUGGAAGUUUGCCUGAUGACCAUAUGAAUGCUGCCCAGAGGGAGACAGACGCACAGGUAAUCAUACAGUGCGUGUCCUGUACAUUAAUAGGUGCCAGGUAAAGUAUAGCUGGUGACGUCGGCUUUAUUUUCUUGAGGAUCGAUGGAUAAAUCAGAUUCCUUGACUUAUUGCUUUUGCACUGGAAAUUUUUGUACCAAUAAUUAGCCGAGGUCAGCUGUGCUAUGUUUUAGACAGCUGAAGUGUUGUCUUAUUGCUAGGCAUGUUAGGAAAUCUUACCUUGGAUUAUAGAUCAAGAAAAGGAAUUUCUGAAUGAUGUAUUAUAGAAAGUUGUUGCUUGGAAUGAUUUUGUACUUUUCUUAAUCUUGACUGAUUUACCUGUAUCCCUUGUACGCCGUACAGGAAUUUCUUGCAGCCUUGGAAAAAGGAUGGGUUUGAAAAGUGAAUCGAUAA